This is a messenger RNA of Coccidioides immitis RS, 432 nucleotides long. RefSeq lists its product as uncharacterized. Bases 1 to 432 code for a protein of 143 amino acids. Lineage: Eukaryota; Fungi; Ascomycota; Eurotiomycetes; Onygenales; Onygenaceae. The record is from RefSeq and is a predicted model, not a curated record. The transcript has 3 exons.
AUGGGUGGUAACAGCCUCGCCAUUUCGAAAUUGAUGCGCAAAAUGGUUCGCGCCCUUGCCGCUGAAGAAAGAGAUCACGAGGCAGGUCGGGCUGUCAGCCAACAUCGAUGCUCCCGGUGUGGCAAGGCACGAUCGUCAAAAUUCCAUGCUCGACAUCCCAUCGCUCCCGGAAAGCACGUGGAGGCUGGCGUCUGCUCUCGGAGAGGAUGUACAGAGACGAUUUCGUCGUGGAGCAAAGUGAUUGCCAUUCACAUCCACCAUCACUAUUAUUACAACACGAAUGCCAAUGAGAGGCGUUGCAAUGGGGACUUCACAGACACUAUACUAAAACAUGAUAACAGCAUUUUGCUUGGGAGCAUUACUUCUGGUCGACACCUUCGUACUGUCUUGUGCUGUAUGUGGUGUACUGUAUGUGCAGUACAUAUACAGUAG